Molecule: messenger RNA, 1410 nt
Organism: Rhagoletis pomonella (apple maggot)
Lineage: Eukaryota; Metazoa; Arthropoda; Insecta; Diptera; Tephritidae
Product: lysozyme
Exons: 4
Coding region: 730-1167 (145 amino acids)
Source: RefSeq, a predicted model, not a curated record
AGAGUCCGACUUUAUGCUAAUGAGUCAGAGUAGUGCUAGAAAACUAAAUAAAUUUUAUUAGUUCUGAUGUGCAUUUGCACCAAAAGUGGCAAAUUAUGAGGUGACAGACACUAGCAGCGCAUCAUGAAAAGUGGAAAAAUUUAAAAUUGUCGCAUCAAAUAUGUAGAAGAAUGGAGGUGACACACCAAAACCGGAGUGGACCGGCCCCCGAGGCUUUAAAAACCUUAAUUCAUCUGCAUGUGCAACAGUCGGGCGGCAACAUUGAAGCGCGGAGCAUAAACGGCUGUGGCAAGUGCAUAUGUAAAUUCGCAAUCCUUUAGCAUAGCCUACAUAGAUGCAAAGCAAAGUGAUCGCUAUCCUUACACAUAUCCUUAAGGCGAUACGUAGUUCUAGAGUUGAGCAAAAAAAUAUUAAAGAUAUAUUAAAAAUAAAAAAAAACGGCUACAGAAUUUAUAGUGGGAAAUUAUGAUUAUUGCAAAAGAUCGAUAAAUUAAGUGCGUUAUUAUUAUAUUUGUCGCGCUAGAACCAUUGAACGAAACAAAAAAAAUAAUUAAAUGUAAAAAUAUCUGCGCUCCCACUUAAAGUAAGCAUCUUGGAUUUUAAUCGCAUUUAAAUACAUACAUACAUACAUAUGUGGUGCUCUUAAUCAAUUCCUGGAAUUUUGCCGCUGCUCGUGAAACCUCAACCUUAUCAGCGUUUUAUAAAAAAAAACAUUAAUUGUUAAACGAAAUGCGCUUCAAAUCGAAAAUAGCAAUAAUCAGCCUUUCGAUGGUGUUGAGCUGCUGCUUGUGGGCGCACAGUGAUGCAAAAAUGCUAACAAGAUGCCAAUUGGCUAAAGAGUUGCUGGCCCAUGACUUUCCGAGAAGUUAUAUUUCGAAUUGGGUGUGUCUUGUGGAAAACGAAAGCGGCCGAAGUACUUCAAAAGUUAUGCAAUUAGCGAAUCACAGCGUGAGCUAUGGACUUUUUCAGAUAAAUAGUAAAACCUGGUGUCGAAAAGGUCGAAAGGGUGGAAUUUGUAAUAUUAAAUGUGAAGAUUUCUUAAAUGACGAAAUUUCGGAUGACUCUCGCUGUGCCAUGCAGAUUUUCAAUCGACACGGCUUUCAGGCCUGGCCUGGUUGGGUGAAAAAAUGUCGUGGGCAUACCUUGCCCGAUGUAUCCAGAUGCUGAACAUAAAUCAGUGCAGCGGAAUCUAUGUCUGUAGGUGAUGAACAGAUGGAAUACCACAUGGGUGGUUAAUACUCUUAGCUUUGCAGGUGGCCCACAUACAUACAUAUACUAUGUAUGUACAUAUAUAUGUACAUGCAAGUGUAUGCCGGCGUGACCGAUAGACUUAAGUACAUAUAUACAUACAUACAUAAGAGUAUUGACUGAGGGCUAAGGUUCCAGUGGAAUUACUAAUGCGACAGUCAA